UUAAAGCGGUGAUUGUAGGAAAAUUGCUGCUACGACUUCGAAAACAGAGAAAGAGACAGACAAUAAUUAGAGACCGCACAGUUUCAGUGUAAAUUCUUUUGUUAUUUCAACUUGUGUUAUUUCGUUAAAUUAUCCCCUGCAGUAGUGUGUGUUGACAAAAAAACCACAGGAAUAGCCCGACCGGCUUGAUUUGGUCCUCGCUGGGUGGGUUUUAUCCCCGGCUAGUUGGUUAGCCAGCCAGCUAGCUAACUAACUAACGUGAGCAGCCAGCAAUCCACCCAUCACUUAAACUCACAGAACAUUGUUGGUCUUGCAGCCGUUUGAUUCUGCCUGCAGUCCAUCAUGGAGAAGGAUGCCAGUGAACAGCAGAACAACGAUGACACGGCUGUUGUGGACCAGCCCAAGCUAAAACCAGGAGCCACUGCUCCGUUCAGAUACACCAAGGAAGAGCUUCUGGAUAUAAAGGAACUGCCGAUUUCCAACAAAAGGCCUGACUGCCUCUCUGAGAAAUAUGACAGUGAUGGUGUCUGGGACCCAGAGAAAUGGCAUGCCUCCCUGUACCCCACUUCAGAGAGAAACUCCCCAAUCGAAGGCUUUAAAAAGGACUACGUGGAUGAAAGAGUUCAUUUGAAACGUAGAAUCCCAGAUCCCCGUGAGCGGUUAAAGGAGGACGACCUAGAUGUUGUACUGAGCCCACAGCGGCGAAGCUUUGGAGGUGGAUGUCAAGGUAACGCUGUGCCUGCCUCCAACACCCGGCGCCCUAUAAGCCCGCUGGAGAAUAAGGAAAACGAGACUCUCCGUCUCGGAGGGGCUCGCAGAAUCGGCAGUGGGCGCAUCAUUGCCGCUCGGGCCUUUGAGAGAGAAGCUCGUGCAGAGAAAGAGAGGGAACGGGAGAGAGACUUCAAAGAUAAAAGAUUCAGGAGAGACUUUGGUGAGAAGCGUGUGUUCAGUGAACGAAGAAGAAAUGACUCGUAUGCCGAGGAGGAGCCGGAGUGGUUCUCAGCCGGUCCCACCAGCCAGUCUGAGACGAUUGAACUUAUCGGAUUUGACGACAAAAUUUUGGAGGAGGACAAACGUAAAACCAAGCGGUCAAGGAAGCGAAUGGACUCUGUGAAAGAAGCAGUGGAAUGUAAUGGUGGAUUAGCCGAGGAGCAAGAUGUGGCUUUGCAGUCUACAGCUGAUCAAGAAGUUCCCCAUCCAGAUGUUCUUCCAGACCAGUCAGCUGGGGACUUUGACUUCAAUGAAUUCUUCAACUUAGAGAAAACAAUGCCGGGACUAGCCUUUAUGAUAGAGGAUGUUUUGGGAGAAGGCCCUGUGUCAGCCAGCCGCUUUAGUCGAUGGUUUUCCAACACCCUGAGCCCAUCAGGCAGCCGGUCCAGCAGUUUGAGGUCCACUCCUCACGAGGAAUUGGAAAAACUUGCAGGGCUUGACCCACGCUGCACAUCUACUAGCCAAGGCUCUGCGUCAUACUUCACACCUAUUCAGUCAUCAGAGGGCAAAGAAAAAGUGGACAUCUUGGAGCUGCUGCACAAGGCCAAAAUAGACCUGAAACCCCUUCUGUCCACACUGUCGGUUAACAAAGCACGGCUACGAGAAAGCACUAACUCGGGGGCGGUGCUCUCUCUGGAGGAAGUUGAAGGAGGGAUGAAGGGAAUGAAGCUCAAAUCGGAGCCGCACGUGCAGAAAGUGACCCCUUCACAGAGGGGAAACGGCACACCCUUCAUGGCCGAGCAUCUAGAAGAGGCUUUAACAGGUGGAUCUGUUAGCCGGCCCUGCUCCCGUGACACAGACAUGUCUGCUUUUAAUAAACUGGUCAGCAGCAUGAAGGCAAGUGGAACUCUGCCAACUCACCCCAAACUCAACACAAACGAUCAACCUUCAGAGCAAAGUGUGGUGACGCUGUCUGAUCGUGUACCUCCUCAGCAACAGAAAAACAUAUUUCAGGAGCUCCUUGGCGUUCGUAGUAGCUCCCCGACACCUUUAGGCGGUCUGAUGGGUGGCUCUGAGACCUCAGUAACUUCUGGCCCUCUACAUGGCUUACUGCACAAGGGCCCAUCACCCACUCUGUUUCCACAGAGGCCCCCCUCACCUGACUACUUCAACAACAGGAUGCCACCUACUACAGGAUUUCCUGCUGGUCCUCAGUCUUUGCUGCCAGAUAAGUUUGACAUCCACAGGUCUAUCAGUCCUUCUCAGCAGCAGAUCAGGGCGCUCUCUGGACCUAUGAAUCAGGCUGAUCUUGAAGUUCUGGCACUGCAGCAGGACUUUGCUCUACAUGCCCACCAAUCAUUUCAGUCAGGCUACAACAAGUACCCACAGGACAGGUCUUUCAGAAAUAGGCCACAGCGUGUUAAUCGGUCCCCUGGACCUCUGCCUGCUGGAAGAACCUCCCCAGGAAAUGCUGUCACUAGCAUGUUAUCCCCGUCAUUCACACCCACGUCUGUGAUCCGUAAAAUGUACGCAACGAAAGAGAAAAGCAAGGACGAACAGUCGAGUCGUUCAGAAACUAAGGAAGAAACGACCACUAACUCACAAGAUGGCAACAGUUCUCCAAACCACCUCCCGGAGUCCGUGGAUGGUAAUGUAGCACAGUCAGUGGGGGUAAAGGUCAACUCCCAAAACCUACAACGUAAAGACCAAGAGCAUCUCAGGCCUGGUUCCACUGGACACCACAUGCCUCCAAUGGCACCUCCAGGACCAUCUUCACCCUUUUCACGUCCAAUCUACCCUGUACCGCUUCUAUCCCAUGUCCCCAUGGUGCGCCCUCCUCAGCUCCCCCCUAACGUAGUUCAGAGAAUGCUUGCACAAGGGAUCCCACCCCAGCAGCUUGGUCCUGCGCUUAUGCAAGCAGGUAUGUUUUCACCACAUGUUGACCUCGCACAACUUCAAGGCUUACCUUCAGCCCUGCUAGGACAGCCGCUGUACCCCUUAAAUGCAACAGGACUUCUACCUACCAGGGCCAAUACUCCGAUGCAGUUAACAGUCAUGCAGCACCAGCAGCUUCAGGGACAGAGACCAAUGCAUCCCUGCAUACCAGGCGCUCAGUCACAAAGCCAAGGCCUCCACCGGACAAACGGCGCCCAGCGACACGGGGCAAGCCCCCCUCCGGGUCUCGCCAAGUGGUUCGGAUCAGAUAUGCUAGAACAGCAACUGCCCUCCAUGCCGGCUAAAGUCAUCAGUGUGGAUGAAUUGGAGUUCCGCCCAUAAAAAAAGGAAACAUUUGCUGGAAAGUGAGAUGUUGUCCCUCUGCCUAUCUUCACCUCCUGCUUACCAUGACAAUGUGAACUUUAAUUUGAAAGAUGGUGCAUAGUUGGACAUUAUAAUGAUGUUUUUUUGAACAUAUGAGUGGAGAUUUAUUUUGCCAGUUUGGUUAUCUUUUUUUUUUCUAUUAGUAAAUAAUGUAAAGGCUCAAUUGUACAGACCGUGAGAGAAUCUUAUUCCGUGUAUAUAGCUGUAGUUUUUUUUUUGUUUUUUUCUCCUGAUCUUGGGUGGGGUGAAAUAGUUCUGUAGUUUGAACCUGAAUUGGGAGAUGUAGCAUUCCUUUGUAGUGGUCAUCUUAACCUCCUCCCUCUCUGACAAUGAGAAUGGCCACUGCUGGUGUUUAUUUGGUGCACACUCCACCGUAUUUCAAGGCGCCACUGAUGGCUCUUUCACCGAAGAGGUUAAAUAUGGCAAGAAACCACUGGAGGAUGCAGGAAGCUGGUUGUGCCUUUUUUUUUUGGAGGGGGCCCUAUUUCCCCUUUAAUUUCUCCCUGUAUUCGCUCUGUCCUGUGUCACAAGAAUUCAGCACUGCUCACAGUCGUUUGAGGGUGUUUGGGAUUCAGUUUAUGUGCUAUUAAGUUAUAAGAAGCACAAAUAGAAUAAAUAAAUAAAACCUUGAGUAAAAAA
Molecule: messenger RNA, 3888 nt
Organism: Girardinichthys multiradiatus
Lineage: Eukaryota; Metazoa; Chordata; Actinopteri; Cyprinodontiformes; Goodeidae
Gene: eif4enif1
Product: eukaryotic translation initiation factor 4E nuclear import factor 1
Exons: 19
Coding region: 343-3207 (954 amino acids)
Biological process (GO): negative regulation of translation
Cellular component (GO): cytoplasm; nucleus
Molecular function (GO): mRNA binding
Source: RefSeq, a predicted model, not a curated record